This is a messenger RNA of Hypoxylon fragiforme, 2211 nucleotides long. RefSeq lists its product as uncharacterized. NCBI's taxonomy places the organism in Eukaryota, Fungi, Ascomycota, Sordariomycetes, Xylariales, Hypoxylaceae. The record is from RefSeq and is a predicted model, not a curated record. The coding region runs from base 1 to 2211 and encodes 736 amino acids. The transcript has 2 exons. Gene Ontology annotation, cellular component: extracellular region.
AUGGCCCUCGCGGCUGCCACGGCCUCGGCCGAGCCAAUUCCAUAUAAAAAACCAACAAUGGUUGGGCGGGACCUUGCGGCUGUAACCUCGGUGGUUACACAGCUCACGGACGCUAUCAACAAGCUCGACAAGUCUGUCAAGGCCUUCGAUGGAUCAAAGACGGAUGCUAUUAAGAACGAUGCGAAGGGGGUUGUGGAUGUUUUGAGCUCCGGUGCCACUAAGCUGAAGGAUACGAAAGAAUUAUCCGUGGAUGAUUUGACUAAGCUUAGGACGGCCUUGGAGCCCCUGACUCCUGCCACUGAGGGUUUACUCAAGGACUUCAGCAGCAAGAAGAAGCAAAUUGAGGCAGCGUGCAUCUGCCGCGACAUUGAGAGCGCUGCCGACAAGAUCGGGAAUAACACGAACACUCUCUUCGAUGGCAUUGUGGGCAAGCUCCCUAAAGAAUCGCAGGACCUUGCGCGGAGCUUGGCUAAGAAGGUUCUUGGCCAGCAGGCACAGCUACUUGCUGAUUUCAAAGGCGACAAGUGCAAGGAUGCUCACACUUCUACGUCUUCCACCUCCUCUGUCAAGACGACCACCCCUCCCGUCAAGACUACCACUACCACUCCCCCGGUGAAGACAGUCACCACGACUGAUGAUACAUGUGAUGAUGACGAAACGACUUCCAAGACGCAGUCAAAGACUUCGGAAACAAAGUCUUCUCAGACUAAGUCGUCUACAACCAAGACAUCUGAGACUAAGCCACCCGUGACAUCAACUGCUUCAACUAAGCCGCCAACAACUACUUCGACGAAGCCACCGGUAACCACGUCUACCAAGCCGCCGGUGACUACUGUAACCACAUCUAAGCCGAUAACAACAAUUACAACCACCAAGUCCUGCACCACGGAGAAGACACAUGUCACCACCGGCACAACCAAGACUGUGACGGAGCCAUGUGAAUGCUCCGAGACGAAGUCCUCGCACUCAUCGAGUAACACCUCCUCGACUAAGAAGAGCUCAACAGCCUCAACUUCAUCUCACACAACUACCAAGCCUCCGGGAACUAUCAACACAUCUACCCACCCGCCGAGCUCCACUAAGCACACUUCUACGCAUUCUUCUAUCUCCAAGAACACCACUGAGUCGUGCACCACUUACACCUCUACUCUCCCGCACCCCCCUAGCUCCACGCACCAGACUUCCACUCACAAGACUUCUACCCAGUCGACUGCCAAGCCUCCGACUUCUUCAACCGCGUCUACUAAUGUCCCAGGAUACCCGACUGUCUCGCAGCCUCCGAGCUCUACACAUAAUACAUCUACACAGAAGUCAUCCAGCCAGUCAACUGUUGUACCGCCCAGCUCUACGCAACACACGUCUACACACAAGUCAUCUACUCAAUCAACUGUGGUGCCUCCAAGCUCCUCUUCCACUCAGAAAUCGUCUAGCACCCAGUCAACUGCCAAGCCCCCGACUAGCACAAACACGCCCACGAGCCCGGGUUACCCAACUAUCCCGCAACCCCCUAGCUCCAGCUCUACGCAGCAGUCUUCAACACACAAGAGCUCUACUCAUUCAACUGCGAUACCCCCAAGCUCCACACAUCAGACUUCCACCCAUAAGUCGUCUAGCACUCAAUCAACCGCUAAGCCCCCCAGGAGCACAAACACGCCCACCACCACCCCAGGAUACCCGACCGGCGUGCCCCCAAGCUCCACAUCAACUCACCACAACUCCAUCCCCUCGACCCACCAAUCCUCAUCUACCAGCAAAUCCUCCUCCUCCUCCUCCUCCACCCACAUCCACACCGUCCCCGUCUACCCAACCGGCAACUCAACCACCACCACCACUCAAACCCACCCACCCACCAACAAGCCCCCGACCACAUCCUCAUCCUCAACAACCUCAACGGGUAGCAAGCUCAGCAGCACGCCCGUAACCGCACCCCCAAGCUACCCCACCGGCGGCUACAACAACAACCAGACUAUCCCGACCCCGCCACUGCCUCCGGUCUCGAUGGCCACGCCGACGCCGUCGUAUGCGACGGGUGGUGCGGAGGGAGGGAGCUUCGCGGCGAGGGGGGGCUCGACGGGGGCCAAGCAAAAGACGAUGAAGGCUUGGGAGAAUGUGAGAGGCGGAGACGUAGAACCUGCACAAGGGCCAGCGAGCUCCACGAAGAAAGACGAUGCGCGCGUACGACCCAAUUCCCUUCAACCGCGCCCUUACUGA